Eimeria maxima is the source of this 2395-nucleotide messenger RNA. RefSeq lists its product as hypothetical. The record is from RefSeq and is a predicted model, not a curated record. NCBI's taxonomy places the organism in Eukaryota, Apicomplexa, Conoidasida, Eucoccidiorida, Eimeriidae. The annotation marks the transcript as partial. The transcript has 10 exons.
AUGUCACUGCCUCAUGACCCUACGCAGCAGCUGCUGCAGCAGGAGGAGCAGCAGAAGCAGGCGGAACAGCAGCAGCAGGAGAUUUGCUGCUCUCGGUUUGAACCGGUGACUGUUCUUGGGAGAGAGGGCGUUAUUGUGUUGACUGCCAAGCGCCUGCUCUUCGCUUCGAACAGCAGGAGCAAAAGCAGCAACGGCAACAGCAACAACAGUGGCAUCAGCAGCAACGAAGUUGGUAAUACCAGCAAUUGCUGGGAAGUACUGCUGCAAUUCGCCCUCGCCUCGUGGACUUCAACCGAACGCUCAAAAAAGGCUGCAAAGGCGCGCAUGACCUACGUAGCUCCUGCAGCAGCUGCAACAGCAGCAGCAGCAGAUGGUGGUUUGUCUACGCAAUCUGUAGUUGUUGACUUCAUGGGCCUGAGAGACAAAAUGGAUUUGUGCUGCCGUUCCCUUCAGACACUCGCCUCUGCUGCACGUACACUCCAGGGCAGCAGCAGCCUCGUGUGCCCGCUGGAUGUGCCGCUGCUGCUGCAGCUGCUUCAGCUGCCUUCCGGCACUCCCCUGCGCGUUGCGCCUGCUCUGCAACAGCAGCAAGACCUGCUAAAGAAGCAGCUGAAGCAGCAGCAACAAGAGCAGCAGCAGGACCAGAGGGAGCAACAAGCGAAGGGGGGCUCAACAGCAAGCGGGACAGAUGUCACACCAGCGGCAGGAGCUCCUGCCAAACAGCAGCAUCAGCAGCACAAGCAACCGCAGCAAAAUCCUGCAGGAGCCCCACAGCGCGCUGCUGGCCAGAAGGCAGCAGCAGCAACAACAGCAGCAGGAGCAGCAGCAGCUGGUGCAACAGGAGCAUGCGAAAGCGGCUUAAGCUCAGUUGCAGCUGCAGGAGCAGCUGCUGCUCCCGAGGUGCCCAGCCUGGAGAAGCUGCUGCAGCAGCAACGAUACCAAGAAGCUGAGCAGCUGCAGCAGUUUCAGCAGCGGCUGCUGCAGCAAGACCCCGAGCUGCUGGCUCUAUACCAAACCCUCGUGGGUGCCCCAGAAGGCGUACCAGGCAGCAGCAACGGCAGCAGCAGCAACAACAACAAAGGCCUAUCUCCUGCCGAGUUCUGGAAGCUGCAUCAGCAACAGCUGCAGGCGCUAAAGCCGCAACUAGCUCCGGAAGGUGUCAGCGCUUGUUUUCUUUUGAGGCCGCCACAGUUCCACGAGUUGCAGGGGCAGCAGGGAGGCGCCGGGGGGGGAGGGGAGGCGGAGUUAGUGGUUGACUGCAGCGAGCAGAUGCUGCAGCAGAUCUUAAAUGAGAACUCUGCCGUCCAACGCGCGUACACUUCGCUCGUCGACACAGGCACGCUAAUGCGUUGUUGCGGUUGGAGCAGCAACAGCACCAGCAACAGGAGCAGCAGCUCCUUCAGUAGCUUGGGGGUUGGUGAGCGUCACCCGCCGGUGAGCUCGCGAGAGGCGCUCUGUCUGCCCGGCAUCGAGCGCACCCUCUUGUCGGACGCCGACCUGCGGGUGCGCGGCUUCGGCUUGCCCGAUGGACUAUCUUCACUUGCAGGAGACUUGGCGGAGAAACCCCCACCUGCUGCUGUUGUUGCUGCUGCGGCGGCGGCGUCAGCUGGUCCGGAGGCCGAAGCAGAAGCCGCGGCUGCAGCCAGCAGCAGCAGCAGCCUCGUUGGACGUUUUAACAAACACUCCCAACGUCUGCUGCUGCAGCAGCUGCUGCAGCCUGCUGCUGCAGCAGCAGCCAUCAAUGAUGAGGCAGGGCACGAACAAAAGUUGCAUUUGCUGCUACAGCAGGAGGAGCAUCAAAGGAAGCGACGGAGUGUACGGCCAGAGCCUGCUGGUGCAGUCCUACAAGCAAAUCUCAAAGACGCUGCAACUAUUGGCUGCGGCGUUUUGGAGGAGGAGGCGCCGGUGCUGGAGUCUUUGCGCCUCGAGGAGCUCGAGCUGCCGCUGUCAAUGCACAUGUUGCUGUCACUGCUUCCGCUGCUGCAGGAAGCCGCCCCUGCUAAGUACCAAACUCUCGAGGUGAGCCGGCGACAGCUGUAUGCGGCGGGCGCCCGCGUUGGCUGCAAAAGUGUGUCUUCUAACUCGGGGGCAGUCGCUGCUUCCUGUGAAGCCUCAGCGGCAGCAGAGGUCAAAGAUUUCCCUGCGCCCGAAGCAGCAACAGCAGUUGCAGCGGCGGCAGCAGGAGCAGCGGAGGAAGCAGAGCGAGUGCAGGAAGCAGUAGAGGCGGAGGCGGCAGACUCUUGGCUGUUGAUGGAGAGGCAGCGAACAGCAGAACGAAGUAAAGGGUCUCCUCAGACGGCAGAAGAUGCCGCUGCCGUGUUCAACACCGGGCGCUUCAUGUUCGUCUUCAACACAAAGUUGUGCCAGAAAGACAAGGCAGCGCAGUUCUCUACUC